Verticillium dahliae VdLs.17 is the source of this 437-nucleotide messenger RNA. RefSeq lists its product as uncharacterized. NCBI's taxonomy places the organism in Eukaryota, Fungi, Ascomycota, Sordariomycetes, Glomerellales, Plectosphaerellaceae. Bases 1 to 333 code for a protein of 110 amino acids. The transcript has a single exon. The record is from RefSeq and is a predicted model, not a curated record.
AUGUCUGCCCUAAUUCACCCGCAGUUCAUGUCCUUUCUAACAGUCGUAGAAAUGACGAACAUGCACGUUCCCAAGGGCGACAAGAUCGAGGAGACCCGCGCCAACCUCCCCCUCCCCGAGCAGCCUCCUGUCGCCUCCGAUUGGCAAUCCGCCGACGCAUCCAAGGUCAACGUCGGCAGCGGCGGCGAUGCUGAGGCUGACAUUGGAACUGGUUCUGCCGCGCAGGCCGGUCUCCGCGAACCCACCUCCAAGAAUGACGCGGAUUUGAGCAACGUCGGACGGCAAGGCAAGGACAAUCUUAGCGGCCCCCCCAAGGAUGCUGCUGCGAAAUGAAGUUGAGUAGGGUCAGGAGUAGGACAGCGUUUGGCUUUUUAAAGUUAUCAUGACUAGAUGAUCAGUUCAACAACGUCAACAUAACCAUGACCAACAUUCACUCA